Alternaria burnsii is the source of this 2334-nucleotide messenger RNA. Its product is annotated as cytochrome p450. Bases 226 to 2334 code for a protein of 702 amino acids. Gene Ontology annotation, molecular function: monooxygenase activity; oxidoreductase activity, acting on paired donors, with incorporation or reduction of molecular oxygen; heme binding. Lineage: Eukaryota; Fungi; Ascomycota; Dothideomycetes; Pleosporales; Pleosporaceae. The record is from RefSeq and is a predicted model, not a curated record. The transcript is spliced from 12 exons.
AUGCCAGAUUGAUGUGGCAAGCCGGGCAAUCUGAACUGCAGCUUUCAGUCCCUCGAUCUUCUUCGGACAGCGUUUAUCGAAGAGAUUGUUAUCUACGGCGCGCAUUCGGUCAUCAAGAUCACCUUCCUUUUGUUCUACCUACGACUCUCUGUCGACCUGGUGUUUCGCAGCCUAGUUUAUCUUGGCUUUGCGCUCGCAUUAUCCGUCUUUCUAUCUAGCCUGCUUAUGACAGUCUUGCAAUGCGUGCCUUUUGAGAAAAUCCUCAAUCCAAUGUUGCAUCCCGAGGUUACUUGCAUCGACAUGCGUACUAUCAUGCUCACUCCACCUAUUCUUAACAUUCUUAUGGACUUCUAUAUCAUCUGCCUUCCGAUACCCUCCGUUCUGUCGCUCCGAAUGAACUUACGUCGCAAAGUCACUGUCAUCUCCGUUCUCGCUUUUGGCAUAAUCUCCGUCACUGUCGCGAUCCUCCGCCUACCCGUCCUUAUAUCGGUGUCCUCGGUGAAGACAGAUACCUCGAUAGAUGUAGGCAAGAUGGUCAUUGUUGCAUCAUUCGAGGUCCAAUGUGCCAUUGUCGCGGCUAAUCUUCCUGCGAUGAAAGCACUAUGGACUAAGGUCAGAGGUAAACACAGCUCAGCCGGCAGUGAUGAACCAUCCUUGGAGAAACCAUACUCCCUCUCAUUUAUACGUAGAGGCAAGCGGGGCGACAUAAACAAGCACUCUUCUAUGGGGUCCAUUACGAGGUUGGAGAAUGGUCUUACCACUAACGAGUCGCAAGAAGAGCUCGUCGAAGGGAAGUUCAAACAACAAGGAUUAACAACAGAGGCUCAAGGUUUUGUACAAAUCAAAGUAGCUCUCGGUCAUACUUACAACGUUGAUAUGGACUGGCUAUUAAUCAUUUCUCUUGCAAGCAUUAGUCUCUUGACCCUGCUCACAUGGCGUCGGUACUUCUCAGCGAUCAGCGAUAUACCUGGGCCGUUUGCUGCUUCAUUUACCCGCCUUUGGCAUAUGCACCGUAUCCUCAAGGGUGAUCAAAACCUCGAGUUGAUACGACUACACCAACAACAUGGUCACUUCGUACGCAUUUCAUACGACGAAGUAAGCGUCAGUCACCCAGAUGCCAUUGCGAAGAUCUUACUAGCUCUCCUUCACAAGGCAAAUUGGUACAAAAUUCAUGCUCUGCCAGACUACCGCUUCCAAUCGCCCAUGAGUACCACAGACCCCAGGAAGAAGAUCGAAAAGUCGAAGCACAUCGCUGCGGCAUACACCGUGUCUAACUUACUCCGUUCGGAAGAGCACAUCGACCGCACCUUUGAAUCUUUCCUCGAAUGGAUGAACAAAUAUGCAACAGACAAGAAACCAAUGGAUCUCAACACCUUCAUCUCAUACACAACCUUUGACGUCAUCGGUGAAGUCGUCUUCUCGAAGUCUUUCGGCUUCCUUGACCAAGGCAAAGACAUUGGCAACUCAAUCGAGAAUUCCCUUGCUCUGAACGCAUACGUUGCAGUAGCGGGCUACUUCCGCUGGAUCAACAUUGCGCUGCUGGCUAACCCGAUCAUGACCUGGCUCUCCAUACUACCAAUGGGCCAUUUAUUCGACACCGUUAAAACCGUUUUGGCAGAAAGGGAAGAGAAUGAGAAUGCCCGUUAUGAUGCUGUUCAAUACUGGCUCAAGCAACAUGAGCGACAUCCGAAUAGAUUCACCAUACGGGAGAUCAAUACCCAGGCACUUGCUGCAGUAGGAGCAGGAUCUGAUACCGUUGCUGCGGGAAUACAGUCGUUUAUCUAUCACAUGAUUCGUCACGCUAACGCAUGGGAAUGCGCUCAUGACGAGGUUGCUCAAGCAGUCAAGGAGGGGUUGUGUAGAGAUCGGGUGGUGUCUUAUGCUGACGCACAGCAACUUGGGUUCGUUCAAGCAUGUGUAAGAGAAGCUCUUCGAGUCUUUGGUCCUGUACCUAUGGGUCUUCCACGUAUUGCGCCCAAGGGAGGGUUGACUAUUGGCCAUCGUACUAUACCUGAGGGAACCAUUAUCUCAAUCAACCCAUGGGUUAUACAUUAUUCAAAAGAGAUAUGGGGUGCCGAUGCGCAUGUUUUCAGACCAGAGCGGUGGUUAGAAGAAGACAGUGGUACAAGAGAAAAGUUUUGGAUGCCUUUUGGAGCAGGUUACGGUGGUUGUCCAGGACAAAAUAUUGCCAAGAUUGAGCUCGCCAAAAUUGCGGCGACGUUGGUAAGGGAUUACAAUAUCAAACAGGUGGACUCGACGCAAAACUGGCAGUGGAAAGCUUACUUUACGGCUGUUCCGCAUUCAUGGCCGGUGUAUGUCGAGAAGAGAAGGUGA